GAAUUUCUGACAAUACGACAUAGAGUCCCUCGAGGAGAGGUACCUUCAGCAUGGCCCAUAAAAGCCAAGCUGGUGGAAUUGAGGAAAACGGGUCGCUUUCCUCCGUCCUCUGCUGUAAGAGUGAUUUAAAGGAAGGAUCCCUGCAGCGGGUGAAAGAACCCCUCAAUGGCCAGGUGCUCACGGUGCUCAGCAUGAACAACAACUGCUCAGCCACCUCCUUUGACAUGGAGCUUUGUGCAGAGAAACUGAAGUCCCUUGGGGUUCAGGUGGCAGCGGAUCAGUGGAGAAGGUUAAUCCAGGAUGCUGUCCUGAAACCUGAAGUGAGACGGUACAUGUUGUACAACUCCAGGGCGUUCCGGAUAGCCAUCGCCAUGGUUUUCUACAUGUCUCUCUGGACAAACAUUUACUCCACAGUCCAGCUGUGUUCCUUCGGACGCUACUGGGAGGCCAUCGUACUGGUGACCCUGGCUGCCGUAGCAGUCACUGUAGUGGUGAUACUGGUGAUCGACCGUCGCCAGAAGAAGAUAAAUAUGAAUACAGAUGUGAGGCUGGCAGCUGUCAAUGAAAUCUUUAUCAAACACGGUUUAAUAGUGGGGAUUACAGAUGCCCUGGAUGGGCCACACAACAUCCUACAACUGUGGUUCGUGCACUUCAGCCCGGAGCAGUGCCUCCAGUCCUUGUCAGCCCACAUCAUGGACCUGCAGAGGACACAAGAGUCGGGCUUGCGGCACAGCCUGGACGAGCUCUGUGUGGUUAUGGAGGCGGUGGUUCAGCCUGACCCGGGGACGAAGGAGGAGGCUUCAUGUGAAGAUUCCCCUCUUUUAUCCAGUGGCGUGAACCUAAAUAAAAAACCUGUGACGUGCAAUGAGAUGCUCCGCCUCGUUCCCGAGGGCCCACCGGAGGUGAUGGCCCAGCAGCUCCUGGUGAUCUUCAGCGGAUGCUAUGUCCGGCUCCUGGUCACCGGCCGGCUCCCUCGGGCCCUGGCAGGAGGGCACCUGGAGCACAGCAGUGUGCCCUGUCUUUGCCAGUUCAUUGAGACCACCGCACUCAACACACGCCAGAGCUGGGUCAUGGGCAGGUGA
Cariama cristata (Red-legged seriema) is the source of this 1082-nucleotide messenger RNA. It is a transcript of the gene TMEM268, whose product is annotated as chromosome unknown open reading frame, human C9orf91. NCBI's taxonomy places the organism in Eukaryota, Metazoa, Chordata, Aves, Cariamiformes, Cariamidae. The record is from RefSeq and is a predicted model, not a curated record. The coding region runs from base 51 to 1082 and encodes 343 amino acids. The transcript has 8 exons.